UACAUUUGGGUUUAUCCUGAAGGUCUCCUUGGCAGAUCUGGGAGCCAUUAGGGAUUGUGCAGACUCCUGAGAAGUCUUAUCCAAUUAUUCCUUCCAACUGAAAACAUGGCUGGCAUAUAUUUUAGAAAAACAGAAAUUUAUGUUAGACAUUAGUAUUUUUAAAAAACUGUCCUCCAUGAAAAUACAUUGCAAGUUAUCAUGUAAGCAAAUGCAGAGAAGGAUGUUGUCAUGUUGAGAAAUUCAUUUUAUUUAACAGCUCUCUCUCCCCCACCCCACAUCAAUGUAUCCAAAUGUUAAUAUAAUUUGUUUUCAAAAGUGCGAAUUGUUGCAAAUAAUAGGAGGAAGGAAAAAUUGUACGGAUGACCUCUAAGGCUACUUCAAACCAGAUUUUGUAAAAAAAAAGAAAUACAGUAGUAUACUGUCAUAACUUGCCUGUAACAAGAAACUACCCCUUUUUCUCCAGAAUAAAGAUCUCUUUGUCCUUACCUAUGGAGCUCUGGUUGCCCAGCUGUGUAAGGAUUAUGAGAAAGAUGAAGAUGUGAACCAAUAUUUAGAUAAAAUGGGUUACGGCAUUGGAACACGGCUUAUAGAAGACUUUCUGGCUCGAUCCUGUGUGGGAAGAUGCCAUAGUUAUUCAGAAAUUACAGACAUAAUUGCCCAGGUUGCUUUCAAGAUGUAUCUGGGAAUUACACCAAGUGUGAUCUGUAACAAUUCAAGCAGAAAUGAAUUUUCCCUGAUUCUAGACAAGAAUCCUCUGGUGGAGUUUGUGGAAGAGCUCCCUGCUGGACGAUCUUCUCUGUGCUACUGCAACUUGCUGUGUGGGAUUAUCAGAGGUGCCUUGGAAAUGGUUCAUUUGGCUGCUGAUGUUACAUUCUUGCAAGACAGACUAAAAGGUGACAGUGUGACAGAAAUAGGAAUAACAUUUCUAAAAAAGCGAGACGAGAAAAAAUAUAGAUGGAAGAAGUGAAGAAUAGCACGGAAAAUGCCACAGGGUGGCUAGUUGAGUUAAUAUUAGCUAAACAUGUAUAGACAUAGAAAUUUUGAAUUGCUUAAUAGCAUGAACUUUGAAAGGCUUAUAAAUCAGCCAGAAAUUUGAAAUACAGGGCACAAAAAUUUAAAGUUUUUUUUUUUUCUUUUGCUUAUAGAUCACAUAUUUUCGAUCUCAUGUCCACAAAAUUUCACAUAAUGUGAUUUUCUCGUGUAUUAGCUUGGCUUAGAGCUUUAGCCUCCUGAUGCUACCCUUGAUUUGUAAUCACCAAGUCAAGCUAUUUAUUCAAUGAUAAUUUUGAAACAUUAUAAAUAACAUUUAAUUUUAAUUUAUUUUAUUUAGUUUUAAUAUAGCUGAUAUUAACCAAAUUUCUUCCUUUUCUCAUAAAAUAUUGCUUGAUGGUCAGGCCAGGAAACCUCUUAAAUAAAGGAUAAAUGAUAUUCUUUGAAAAUACUCUCUUACCCCAAAGCUUAUUUAGAAUUUCUACUAUCAUUUUCAUCCCCUAAAAAAUCUUCCACAGAAUGUUUUCUCUGUGACCAGAACACAUUUAAAAUUCAUAUGUACUGAAUUAAAUACAUAGUAAUCUUCACCAGACCAUUGGCACACAAGGGCAGCCUACAAGGCAGCCCAGAAUCUACUGGGCUCUGCAGAUAACUCGCAAGUACAAGUUAUGAUUGGUGUGAUACCACCCUACAGAAUUGGAGAAAAUAUUUGUAAACUACCUAUCUGACACCCAGAAUAUAUAAGAAAUUCAAACAACUCCAUAGGAAAAAAUUA
Chlorocebus sabaeus (green monkey) is the source of this 1765-nucleotide messenger RNA. It is a transcript of the gene TRAPPC3L, whose product is annotated as trafficking protein particle complex subunit 3L. Gene Ontology annotation, biological process: Golgi vesicle transport. The record is from RefSeq and is a predicted model, not a curated record. Gene Ontology annotation, cellular component: TRAPP complex. Lineage: Eukaryota; Metazoa; Chordata; Mammalia; Primates; Cercopithecidae.